Molecule: messenger RNA, 2360 nt
Organism: Morus notabilis
Lineage: Eukaryota; Viridiplantae; Streptophyta; Magnoliopsida; Rosales; Moraceae
Product: geranylgeranyl transferase type-2 subunit alpha 1
Exons: 8
Coding region: 113-2203 (696 amino acids)
Biological process (GO): protein geranylgeranylation
Cellular component (GO): cytoplasm; Rab-protein geranylgeranyltransferase complex
Molecular function (GO): Rab geranylgeranyltransferase activity; protein binding
Source: RefSeq, a predicted model, not a curated record
AUUGUAAAAAAAAAUAAUAUAAAUGAAGUUGGUGUGAUGGAUCCAAAACUCGUUCGAUGAACACCAAAGUCUGAAGUUUUUAUUUUCCUCGGAAACCGAGUUUGAGAAGAACAUGCACGGACGACCUCGCAAAGCUCCGAAGCCGGAAGACGAAGCAGCUUCUUCAGCAAAAGCCCAGAAGCUUCGGGCUCUUCAAUCUCAGUUCCUCUCUCACCACCAAAAUCGCACUUACUCAAAGGAAGCUCUGGAUGUCAGCGCCAAGCUCCUCGAGAUCAAUCCUGAGUCUUACACGGCUUGGAAUUACAGGAAACUCGCUGUCCAGCACAACCUCGCUCAGUCCGACUCGGAUCCUGACUCGGUCAAGUCCAUUCUCGAUGCUGAACUCCGAGUGGUUGAGAGUGCUUUGAAGCAGAAUUUCAAGUCUUACGGAGCGUGGCACCAUCGGAAAUGGGUGCUAAGCAAGGGGCUUUCGUCCAUAGAUCACGAAUUGCGGCUUCUGGAUAGGUUACAGAAAAUCGAUUCCAGGAAUUUCCAUGCCUGGAAUUACAGAAGAUUUGUGGCAGCACUGAUGAACAGAUCAGAGGAGGACGAACUAAGUUACACAACUGAUAUGAUAAAUACCAAUUUUAGUAAUUAUUCUGCAUGGCAUAAUCGCAGUGUGCUUCUGCCUUCUUUGUUGGAAAGGAAGGUUCAAGGGUUCUUCCCAAAAGAGGAGGCUUUGAGUUAUGAAUACGAGCUUGUUCACCAAGCAAUUUUCACAGAUCCCGAUGAUCAGAGUGGUUGGUUUUAUUAUCUUUGGCUUCUUGAUCAAACUUUGAAAACUGAUGCUCCUCUACUUGUUUCUUCUUUUCCUGCUUAUGGUUCCGAUAUCAUUCUAUCAAGAGAUAGGCGCUUUGAUGAGUCUCCAUUACACAGUUUCCAUUCCGAGUCAGGAACAUUUCCACUUGUUCUUUAUUUCAAUGAAGCUGUUGAAGGUGUGAGCUCUGCUACAGUAAUGGUUGAAUCUUCAUUUUGCACAAACAAUGAUCUUAUAUGGAAACCUCUUUCCAUAAAUAACUCUAAUGCUGCUCGAGUCUGGGUUGCACAUGUGAAAUUUCCUGACAAGGAACUCCAGCAAGCUUAUCCUAUGGAGGUUAGGCUUGGACAUUCUCAAGGCAUUAUUUCAUCUGGUGGCUUUGACUAUAACCAUCAUACUCAGAUAGCCUUCAAAGUUUGUGCACGGUCUCUUGAAACAGAAACAAAUGAAGAGCAUGAUGAAAAGAUGAUUUCAUGGAAAGAUGAAAUUUUUCAUAUUUUGAAAACACAAUCUCGGGAACCAAAUCCAUUUAUUUCGUUUGGUCAGCUUACUAUUGAUGCUGACCAUGAGGCCACAACCUCCGAGUGGCGUGAGGAGACAAUAGCUAAUGAAAUAUCCCUCUUUAGGGAAUUGUUGUCGGAGAUAAGCUGUAAAAUUGGAAAGCUUACACUUGCGAGGCUGUUGAGUGCUCAUGAUGCUAUUUUGUAUCAAUCUUCUAAAAAAACAAUCCAUUCUGAAGAAAUUCUUGGACUUUAUAGUGAUCUGGAAAAGUUAGAUCCCCUUCACUCACGGUACUACAAGGACGAACACAGCCUAGUACUUCUUCAGCAGGUUACUUCCAAUUGGGAGUCUUUGUUGAGACAUUCUUAUCACUGUAUAGAAUCGACUUUGUCAUGUCUUGGUAACUCUGUUUGUUUACGUCUAAAUAACUUAUCAUUAUCACGGAUGGGAUCUACAGAGAAUUUAUUGUGGGUCCAAAUGCUGGAUCUCAGCCACAACGAACUUCGAUCAAUUGAAGGAUUGGAGGCCUUGCAGCUUCUCUCUUGCUUAAAUCUGAGUUACAACAAACUUCCUAGUGUUACUGCUCUGGGCCCUUUAAGAUUGUUGAAGUCACUUAAGGUGUUGAAUGUCUCCUACAACGAGAUAGGUUCACACUCAACUGACACGACGAGGUAUCUUUGUCCUUCUCCACUGUCUCAUACAGAAGAAGUUGAUUGGGAGCGCAACGAGAUUGUUACUGAGGUUGACAAUCUGUCAAAAUAUUGGGAGGCGUUUCUGAUAUUUAAAGGACUGAACCUGAAGCAAUUAGAUAUUUCAGGCAAUGCGAUCGCCAGUGCACAGUUCAAGUCGUUUUUGGUCAGUUUUCUGCCUACCCUAAAGUGGCUGGAUGGUGCACUGUUGCUUUAGUAUUGAGUUGUCCGUUGAUAAUUUAUAUUUCGCCAAUUCUUUUGCAGCGACCUUUUACGAUGUAACAAUUUGUUAGAAAAAUGUAUACCUUAUUGGGUACUAGUCUGGAAAACGAGAUAUUCUCACUCGGCUGUUUUGACGACUUUGUUUUCUCUCU